AUGCGGUCAAUUCUGGGUCGAGUUCCUCGAGUCGGGCAUGUCCUCCCACAAGUUCCGCGUGCACGAUGGAACACCUGCAGUACUGCUCCUGCUAUAUUAGGCGCUGCGACGACGAGAGGAGGGUACAAUGGGAGUGCGCAUAUGCAGCCCAAUAGUGGUGCGGUCUGGAUGCCACUAGACCGGAGGUGGUUCCGUGCAGGAAUUCCUGGUGGUAGCGGGAUGAGAAACACCCGGACGAAAGAGCAAUUGGAGAGGUUGAGAUUGAGGGAUCGGACGGGGGUUGUGCAGGAGGAGCAGAAGGGAGGAGACUCAGGGGGGAAGUUGGAGGAUGCGAUGACGAAGGGCAAGCUAUUAACGACACCGUCGAGGUUAUUCAAGCUGUUGAUUCCGCUGUCGACCGGCUAUCAGGGGGAGCAUAAAGACAUCGAACCAAUAGCUAUUCUCGUCCACCCCCAACAACCACUCUCCCACCUGGAACGACUAAUCCAGUCUGAAGUCCCAGCCAUUAAGAAAGAAGACGGCCAAACCCGCCCCCCAACCGUCUCCUUCAUCGCCCUCCAAAUCGAAGACCACCCCAUUCGGCCCCGAAAAGCCGUCUACGAAGGCACCGGCGCAGAAGUCCACCAGCUCGACGAAAUGGGUCGCAUCGAUGACGGCGAAGGCAAGCGGAUCCCCACAGAAGACGAUACAUACACGUACCUGCGCCGCACGGAGCCCAGCAAGAAGGGAGAAGAAUCAGAAGGCGGCGGCAGGAGAGAGCAGCGCUUCGUACGCUGGUCACAAUCCACCGAAAUUGGAGACUUUAUCCGCGACGCAGCACGGGCCCGGGAAUUCAUCGUCUCCGUGGAAGGCGCACCAGCCGGGGUGCAUCAGAUCCGAGUAGCGGUGCCAUCGUUCGACGAGCGGACGUACUUCCUGCGAAUGAGACUGCGGAAGAUCUCCGGGCGGAUCAAGGGCAUCGCGGAGAUCAAGCACGAGUGUGAUGCGCUAGCGCACCGGGGAGCACAGCGGGUGGCGAUGGGAGGGCUGGGAAUCCUGGCAAUGUGGUGGUACCUCGUGUACAGGUUGACGUUUGAGACGGAUCUGGGCUGGGAUACGAUGGAGCCGGUGACGUAUCUGGUGAGUUUGUCGACGCUGAUGGGGGGAUAUCUCUGGUUUCUGUACCAUAACCGGGAGAUAUCGUACCGGUCAGCGUUGGAUUUUACGAUCAAUGCGCGGCAGAAGAAGCUGUAUCAGGAGAAGGGGAUUGAUUUGCAGUUGUGGGAGUCAUUGAUUGACGAGGGAAAUACGUUGCGCAAGGAGAUCAAGAAUAUUGCGGCGGAGUAUGAUGUGGAGUGGGAUGAGAGGAAGGAUGAAAGGGACCAGAGAGUCACGGAGGCGUUGAAGCAGGAGAGGACGCAGAAGAAUGGAAAUAAGAGGAGAGGUGAUGAGGAGGAGGAUGGAGAUUAG
Molecule: messenger RNA, 1449 nt
Organism: Aspergillus niger
Lineage: Eukaryota; Fungi; Ascomycota; Eurotiomycetes; Eurotiales; Aspergillaceae
Exons: 3
Coding region: 1-1449 (482 amino acids)
Biological process (GO): calcium import into the mitochondrion; mitochondrial calcium ion homeostasis
Cellular component (GO): mitochondrial inner membrane; uniplex complex
Molecular function (GO): calcium channel activity; uniporter activity
Source: RefSeq, a predicted model, not a curated record